CAUAGCAAACGCAAAGCACAGUGUAUUUAUACAGGAGAUUAGAUAGGAUUGGGAACAGCCAUUAGCUCCACCGCUUUCAUGUUCCAUUUUUGUGGCAGCAUUAUCCACUUCAACCAGAAUGCUCCACUUCAACUCUGUUGUCAGAGGAAUGUAUGUUCCACUUUCUUCUCCCUUAACUCAUAUUUCUAACACUGAUUCAUGGCCACUCUUGAGCAAUGUGGUAGAUUGCACUUGCACAUUUUGCCCUCCAACAACCCUACAAGUGCUUCCUCAAGUGUCUAUGUUGAAGACUUCAUUCCCCAAAUUAAAAUUUGUUUGUUCCUCCCAAAGGGUUCUCCCCAUUGAAGAGCUAGCAAUAAAUGUUGAUGAUGGAGAAGCAUCUGUUGCUGAAGAGUACAAUCAAUCAAAAGUUAGCGAUAAUUCUUCUGAUUAUUUGAACAAUGGGAAUGGAAUUGUACGCCAUAGUGGUUCUCUUAAAUCUCUCAGUAAAAAGGCUCUCAAGGAAAGGAUUAGAAGAAUGAAAAUAGGAUUAGCAAACAAAGGAAGAGUACCAUGGAACAAAGGAAAGAAACACACUGCAGAGACCUGCGAGCUAAUCAAGCGAAGAACAUCAGAGGCUUUGAUGGACCCCAAGGUGAGGAAGAAGAUGGCUGAACAUCCCCGUCCUCAUAGUGAUCAAAUCAAGGCAAAAAUAAGUUGUUCGGUGAGACGUGUUUGGCAAGAGCGGUUGAAGUCAAAGCAGUUAGGGGAGCAAUUUUUCCUUUCAUGGGAACAAAGCAUAGCUAAUGCAGCCAAGAAAGGAGGAAGUGGUCAGGAAGAGCUAGAUUGGGAUAGCUACAAUAAGUUAAAACAACAAUUGGAACUCCACCAACUUAUGCUGGCUGAGGAAAAGGAAAAAGAAAAGCUGAUGGCAAUUGCUGAAGCAAAGAAAUUCAUUCAGUCAUGGAGUGCGAGCAUAGCAGAAGUAGCUAAGAAAGGAGGGAGUGGAGAAGAAGAACUAGAAUGGGAUAGCUAUGUAAAGAUACAACAGGAAAUGUUUCUCCUCUAUCAGCUUCAGCGUCUUACAGAGAAGGAAAAAGCAAAAGAUAUGGCAAGGGUAAAAGCGGAGAAAGAAGCACGGAUAAAAGCAAUAAAAAAGGUAAUGCUCACUCAAAAGAGAAAAGAUCGUCAAGGGAGGACUAAAGCAAGUGGGAAUAUAAAGAGUCAGCUGCAUAGAAAAGCAAAAGAAGGCAAAGAUGCCUUGGAAGUUUCUCAAGAGUUCAAACUUUGCAAUAAUUCAACUAAGGUUCACAUAAGUAACAACAUCAACGAUGAAGUAGCUAGAGAAGGAGAAGUUUUUCAUUCCAUUUUUCCAACCUACAGUAAGUUGGAUUUAGAGCUUAUCAAGAGAGAAAAAAUGCAGAAAGAAGAAUCACUUGCAGAUCAGAUCCAAGCUGCUAGACUCAAAAAAGGCAAACUCCACUGAUAAGAAAUCUUCUUCAUAUUCUGAUUACUCCUUUACUUGGAUGUUUAUAUACUUAUUCUAGUUUCUAUGUUGUAACAAAUAGUUAUUGAGUUGUAUGUAGAACAAGGUAACCACUAUUGGUAUUUUGUUGGUAGUACAAUAGGAAACUGGUCUGAAUAUUUAAUCUCAUGAUAU
Molecule: messenger RNA, 1639 nt
Organism: Gastrolobium bilobum
Lineage: Eukaryota; Viridiplantae; Streptophyta; Magnoliopsida; Fabales; Fabaceae
Exons: 6
Coding region: 119-1465 (448 amino acids)
Molecular function (GO): DNA binding
Source: RefSeq, a predicted model, not a curated record